AUGGCCGGACUACCAAGCACCGGCUUGGCAACCGACGCUGUGGACACUAACUUCAACUUCAGGAAGGCUCUGAAAGACAUUGAUGAUGAUCUUACGUCGGGCGACAUUGCCGCCCUAAAGUUCCUGUGCAGAGACUUAAUUCCAGCCGCUAAGCUGGAAAAUACCAAAGGCUCGCUGGAUGUGUUCAGACAGCUGGAGAACAAGGGGCUGCUGGGUCAGAACAACCUGAUGUUCCUGACGGAGCUGCUGUACAGGAUCCAGAGGGCUGACCUGCUGAGGAAACUAGCCUGGCGCCAGGAACAGGUAUCAGGAGAGAUAGGCCGCGGCAGGGCACUGCUGAAUCCUUUCAGAGUGAUGCUGUUACAAGUGUCUGAAGAGCUGACCAGUCGGGACUUUGACGACAUGAAAUUCAUGGCUGCAGCCUAUAUCUCACGAAACAAGCUGGAAACGGUGGACAAUUUCCUCUCCUUGGCCAUUGCCCUGGAACAGGGGAUGCACCUGACCACUGACAAUGUGCAGGUACUGCAUGAGCUACUGCAGACACAAGAGCGACCUGACCUCAAAAACAUCAUACAGAACUAUGAGGCCAGCAUGUCAUCAGGGAGUUUCAAAGGGAAGGGCUCCCCUGACGACGGUUUUUCUCCAUCACCAAUGAAGGGCGACCCAAAUCCACAACACAGACAACCAGAGCCAUUUCAGCAGCAACGGCAGAAUCCAGCCAACCAGGAAGCUAACCUGGUGGCCAUGACCCAGAAUAUGAUGGGGCCAGCACAACAGGGUUACCAACAGAUGCUGCAGACAGAGCUGAUGCAGCAGGCUGGCAGAGCACCUGACACCCAAGCCAGGCAGACAGCCAGAGUAGCAGAGCAACAACAACAACCGUACGCCCCACAGCAACAACCGCAACUUGGGGAAGUACCUGCAGGCCUGGGCCCCGCGCCGGCUGAUCUCCAGGCUACCAUCCAGCGGGAGCUGGAAGUGUUACUGGCGCAGGAGAGGGCUCGGCAGCGGGAGGACAUGCCCUGCUACAGGAUGGACCGCGAUCCUCGCGGCCUGGCUGUUAUCAUCAACAAUAAACAAUUCUUCCAAGAUCCCAGACGGGCAGACAGUCGACGAGGGCUUGAAAAUCGGGAGGGAACAAAUGUGGACAGAGAUAACUUAAUCUACAUCUUCACCAAGCUUGGGUUCGAGGUCCAAACCUAUGAAAAUCUCACACAUGAUCAGCUCAUCAACAUCUUCACCCAAGUCCGUUAUGCAGACCACCAAAACCACGACUGCUUCGCUGCAUGUAUCCUGUCCCAUGGCAGUCAGGGGCAGGUGUAUGGGGCCGACAGUGUUCCCGUCAGCAUCCGGGACCUGGCAGAAGAGGUUAAGUCUACAAAGUGUCCCUCUCUUGGUGGGAAACCCAAGCUGUUCUUUAUCCAGGCCUGUCAGGGGCGGAGCGAGCAGAGGGGCGUUAGCGACGUCAGUGUCGAUGCUGGCUACGGGUCUGAUGGUCUGGCGGCAUUCCAGGAGACCAUCCCCAACGAGGCUGACUUCCUUCUAAGCUAUUCCACAAUCCCUGGUUAUGUUUCGUAUCGCAGUAAGACGUAUGGCUCUUGGUUUGUCACCAAACUCGUAGAAAUCUUAGACAACAUGGGGGACCGAUAUGACCUUCUGAGCAUUCUCAUCAAGGUCAAUGAAGAGGUGGGCAAGGCCAUUGCAAAGAAGGGGGGAGGGCAGUUUAAACAGAGCCCGGCACCCGUAGCUACUCUGAGGAAGAAGAUCUUCUUCUCUUUCCUCCGUUGAGGCGAGAAAACCGCAGGUCAUUCCUGGUGUCAGAACAGUAAAUACUGCUGUAUGAGUGAAGACUACAGCAUGUUCCCUGUACAGGCUUUUAAUUUGACG
Molecule: messenger RNA, 1887 nt
Organism: Branchiostoma floridae (Florida lancelet)
Lineage: Eukaryota; Metazoa; Chordata; Leptocardii; Amphioxiformes; Branchiostomatidae
Product: caspase-8-like
Exons: 7
Coding region: 1-1788 (595 amino acids)
Biological process (GO): proteolysis; negative regulation of extrinsic apoptotic signaling pathway via death domain receptors
Molecular function (GO): cysteine-type endopeptidase activity; protein binding
Source: RefSeq, a predicted model, not a curated record